Molecule: messenger RNA, 2997 nt
Organism: Hansenula ciferrii
Lineage: Eukaryota; Fungi; Ascomycota; Saccharomycetes; Phaffomycetales; Wickerhamomycetaceae
Gene: BST1
Product: Bst1p
Exons: 1
Coding region: 1-2997 (998 amino acids)
Biological process (GO): endoplasmic reticulum to Golgi vesicle-mediated transport; GPI anchor metabolic process
Cellular component (GO): endoplasmic reticulum
Molecular function (GO): phosphatidylinositol deacylase activity
Source: RefSeq, a predicted model, not a curated record
AUGGUUUUAAGUAGGCAUGGUAAUAAAACAAGGUCAUGGUUGUUGCUGUUAACGCUCUUUGGUCUUAUAACAUUUGCUAUUAUUGGGAUUUUAUCGAGUCAAGAACACAAUGGUGCUGAUGCGCCUAAAUGUCGUCCAAUUUACAUGUUCCCAUCGUAUGCUAAAAUCAAUGGAUUUGAUACGCAUCAUUCAAAAUUUGCUUCAAAAUAUAAUCUAUUUCUUUAUCGUGAACAAGGUAAGGAUAAAAUUCCAGAUGAAGAUGAUAAAUCAGGUUACAUUUUAGAUGGUGUACCAGUCUUAUUUAUACCAGGUAAUGCAGGCUCUUAUAAACAAGUAAGAUCAAUUGCUGCUGAAUCUACAAAUAUCAUUCACAAUAACAAAGAAAAUAUUUAUUAUCGUGGUAAAAAUUUGGAUUUUUUUGCUGCUCAUUUUAAUGAAGAUUUUACAGCAUUUCACGGAAGAACAAUGCUUGAUCAAGCUGAAUAUUUGAACGAUGCUAUACGGUAUAUCCUAUCUCUUUAUGAAGGACAAUCGAAUCCGCCACAGUCAGUUAUACUUGUGGGACAUUCAAUGGGUGGUGUUGUCAGUCGCCUGAUGUUGACUCUUCCCAAUUAUGUUGAAAACUCCAUCAAUACUAUAGUAACAUUAUCUGCACCACAUGCUGCUGCUCCAGCUACUUUUGAUGGUGAUAUUAUGAGAGUCUAUGGUGAGAUUGAUAGAUUUUGGAGACAAGGUUUUGAUUCUGAACAUGAAGAUACAGUACCAUAUCAACGGUUGCAAAAUGUCUCCAUUAUUUCCAUCACCGGUGGUCUUUUGGAUACAAUUUUACCAGCUGAUUAUACAACUCUUGAUGGUCUAGUACCAGAUACGCAUGGUUUUACUGUGUAUACCACUGGUAUCCCUGGUGUCUGGACACCUAUUGAUCAUCUUGCUAUUGUCUGGUGUGACCAAUUAAGAAAAGUAGUUGCCUCUGUGCUACUAGAUGUUGUUGACCCAUUGAGCCCUUCAAGAACUUAUUCAGUGAAUAAAAGGAUGAAUAUAUUCCGCAAAAAUUUACUUUCAGGUUUUGAAGAAUAUGCUAAACAAGACUUUUUAAAUAAUGAUGAAUAUGAUGAGAUUAAGAUCAAAGCUGAAGAUUUAGAGAUUUCAAAUGGUGAUUCUACGCUGCUAAAAUCAAGUAAAUCCCAUAUCAUUGAUUUGAAAAGGGUUUCUAAUGAAAGUGUUUUCAAUUUUAUAUCAUCCAGUCAACCAUCAACUCAGGAUAAAGGCUCUUAUUUGGCUGUCUGUAACAAAACGUCUGGAUUAGGGAGUGAAACUGUUAUCGAACCAAGAGGAGUUUCAAGCUCAGAUGAUACAUUAAAUCUUGCUUGCAAAAGUAUAUCAAAGGAUGUUUACGCUAUUCCUAGAUCAGCUGGUGAUCUUGAUGCAAGUGAAUCAUCAUUUGGCGGUAAUUACUCACCAUUUUAUGCUGCACAGCUAGACUAUUAUUUAUUAGAAGACAAUGACUUUGCUCUAUAUUCAAAGAAUAGUGAGUCCUCAAAUGAUGAUUUCUCAGCAUGGAGUGUUGAAAUCAAGGAGAAAAAUACAUUCCAUCUUCCAUCCAAUAUUUUUUCAUAUUUAUUUGGAACAACCAUUGAAAUUCCAUCUUCAAAAUCACUUGUUAGAAAUAUUCAAUUUGAUUCAUUAAAAAGUAGCUUAUUGGGGUACAAGGUCACUUUCAAUAUCAAUAAGAAAAACUCACAAGUUUUUGAACCGUUGGCUAGACAAUGGAUUUCUAAUCCAUUUGAGACUAAGUGGCAUUUGAAUUUACAUGAAGAUAAAACAAUAUCAUUCCAUGGUAAUGCUCCGUAUACACCUUUCAAAAAUAAAGAGAAUCCAUUACACCUUCAACUUUGGGCCUUAUUCAAUGAUAAACCUUCUUCAAUCACAGUGAAAAUUGAUUUAUUACAUACAUUGAAAUUAUGGGUGCUCAGAUAUAGAUUGGCUGUUGCUUCAUUACCAAUUUUCAUUAUUACCUUGACAUUGACUUUACAGAUUCUACAGUAUUCAAAGAGUGGUAUUUUUAUAUCAUUUGAAGAUGGUUUAAUUCUUUUAAUGAGAUAUGCAUUCCCAAUUGGAUUUUUUGCAUCUAUACUUACUCCAUUGGCAUCAAAUGAAACAGUUCAAAAACUAUUAUAUUUGAUUGAUUUUGUCGCAAUCACCAAGCCUGAAGAAUUGAAAAAUGUUCAUGUUGAUCCUUAUUUCUUAGGUAUUCAAGAAAAUUAUCUCUGGAUUCUAGGCCCAAUAUUUUUGACAAUUGCUUUAUCAUUGGUCUAUACCGUCAAUAAAGCUGUUCAACUGCUUGGAAUUGGUAUCACCUUGUUGAUAAGAUCUGUAAAAUCACGUUUCAGUUCAGAAUUGAAUUCAGUGAAAGAAUUACAAAUCCCAAUACCUAAAGACAGACUACAAAAUAACCGCCGUAUUGUUGGUUCAGUUUUAUUACUUGCAUUUGUUGUGUUUUAUGUUCCAUAUCAAUUUGCUUAUGUCGUUUGUUGUGUUGUUCAAGGGAUUGUUUGCAUCAAAUCUGAAAUGAAAGCGCAUGAAUCAUUCAAAGAAAAGGAAGCGUCAAUUACAUCAUCGAAUUUUUCAAACUAUAACAAGUCCUUAUUUGUCUUGAUGUUGUGGAUUUUACCAGUCAACAUUCCUGUUUUGGUUGUAUUCUUUCAUAAUAUGGCCGUGAAAUGGGAAACUCCAUUUUCAUCACAUCAUAAUAUUUUGGCAAUUUUACCAAUAAUUCUUGUUUUGAGCAAACACGUUAAAGGUGAGAUAAUACCACAACCACAGUUCAAGUUACAAAGAAGGAUUACAGUGGGUAUUUUGAUUUAUUUCGCCUUUUUCUCCUUGGUUUAUGGAGUUAGACAUCUUUAUUGGUUACAUUACUUGCUCAAUGUGUUUUUCGCUUGGAUUUUUAUUCUAUUCUAUGAAGGCUCAACUGAUACGAAUGCUCAAAACAAUUGA